This is a messenger RNA of Hevea brasiliensis (rubber tree), 3372 nucleotides long. Its product is annotated as cation/H(+) antiporter 18. The record is from RefSeq and is a predicted model, not a curated record. Gene Ontology annotation, biological process: regulation of pH; trehalose metabolic process; proton transmembrane transport. The transcript is spliced from 4 exons. Gene Ontology annotation, molecular function: antiporter activity; alpha,alpha-trehalase activity. Lineage: Eukaryota; Viridiplantae; Streptophyta; Magnoliopsida; Malpighiales; Euphorbiaceae. Gene Ontology annotation, cellular component: membrane; endomembrane system. Bases 507 to 3221 code for a protein of 904 amino acids.
AUCCCAGCAAACAGAACAAACUAGGAGUCUUGAAAGCUUUUCAUUCAAGAAAAUAACAAGAAAAAAAUCCAGCCAAAGCCCAUAAAAUUCCAACUGCCGGCUGCUUCUUGAAAUUCCUCUCCAUCAUAAUAUAUCCAAUACCAAUCAUGGCUCCUUCUCUAACCAAACCUUCACAGUCACUCCAUUUCAAGAAUGGCACAAAAUCUUGAUCACAUUUUUCUUUUGCUUUUCUUUUUAUUUUCCCUGCUGCCAACCAUGGCCCUGUCAAAAUCUUUGACCAGAUGCAAGGACAUAGACCCUGUAGUUCCCACAACACCCUUGCUCACCUUUCUUGUACGUGUGCAAGAAACCGCUCUUUCAACUUUUGGAGAGAGACACUUGGAUCCAAAACUUUACGUUGAUUUGUCCUUAAAAUUCAAUCUCUCAACAACUGAGAAGGCCUUUCAUGGGCUUCCAAGGAGUGAAAAUGGGACAGUUUCGAUUAAGGACUUGGAGGGGUCUUAGCAAUGUACUUUCAGGGUGCAGGGAAGGAUGUGCUGUACUUUGACCCACCCGAUUUUCUUCCGGAGCCCGACGGAUUCUUGGAUAAGGUGAAGAAUCCGGAGGGGAGGGCAUGGGCGCUGGAGGUUCAUUCUUUAUGGAAGAAUUUAAGUAGAAGAGUCUCGGAUGAGGUCCGGAAGCUACCUGAAUUCCAUACUUUGCUUCCCUUGCCGGUCCCGGUGAUCAUGCCGGGCUCACGUUUUAGAGAGGUUCACUAUUGGGAUUCCUAUUGGGUGAUCAGAUUUGGAAGAAGAGAAAAAGAAAAAAUGGCUUCAAUUGCAGCAAAAGCAUCAUGUCCCACACCCAUGAAGGCUACAUCCAACGGGAUCUUCCAGGGGGAUAAUCCUCUUGAUUAUGCACUGCCGCUUGCCAUCAUACAGAUUGUUCUAGUGGUUGUGCUCACUCGUAUUCUUGCUUUUCUUCUAAGACCAUUGCGACAGCCGCGUGUCAUCGCUGAGAUUGUUGGAGGCAUACUGCUGGGACCAUCUGCUCUAGGUCGGAACAAGCACUAUCUCAAUAGUAUUUUCCCAUCCAGAAGCCUCACGGUGUUGGACACUUUAGCCAAUCUUGGUCUCCUUUUCUUUCUGUUCCUUGUUGGCCUUGAGCUAGACCUGAAGUCCCUUCAACGGACAGGGAAAAAGGCUUUAGCCAUAGCUGUUGCAGGAAUUAGCUUACCCUUUCUGUUAGGAAUUGGAGUAUCAUUUUUUCUUCGUAAAACUAUCUCUGAAGGUGUUAAAGAGGCUCCAUUCCUUUUAUUCAUGGGGGUGGCCCUUUCAAUCACUGCUUUCCCUGUCUUGGCUCGUAUUUUGGCAGAACUCAAGCUUUUAACCACUGAUGUUGGUCGAAUGGCAAUGUCAGCAGCAGCCGUAAAUGAUGUUGCAGCAUGGAUUUUACUUGCUCUUGCCAUUGCCCUCUCUGGAUCUGAACAUUCACCCCUUACAUCUUUAUGGGUGCUUUUGUCUGGGGCUGGAUUUAUUAUCUGUUGCGUAGCCGUUAUCCCACCUGUCUUUAAAUGGAUGGCGCAUCGUUGUCGUCAGGGUGAGCCAGUAAAUGAAAUGUAUGUCUGUGCUACAUUAGCUAUUGUUUUGGCAGCAGGGUUUUGCACUGAUUCUAUUGGAAUUCAUGCCCUCUUUGGUGCAUUUGUGAUUGGAAUUCUUAUCCCAAAAGAGGGACCAUUUGCUGGUGCUCUUGUUGAAAAAGUUGAAGAUCUUGUAUCUGGUCUCUUCCUCCCGUUAUACUUCGUCUCCAGCGGAUUGAAGACCAACGUAGCCACAAUUCAAGGGGCUCAAUCAUGGGGUUUACUGGUUUUAGUCAUAUGUGCAGCCUGUUUUGGGAAGAUAGUUGGGACUGUAGUUGUCUCUCUCUUAGGCCGAAUCCCUGUUCAGGAAGCUAUAACUCUGGGGUUCUUGAUGAAUACUAAAGGCUUGGUGGAGCUCAUUGUCCUCAACAUAGGUAAAGAUCGAGAGAUCCUGAAUGAUCAAACAUUUGCUAUCUGUGUUCUGAUGGCUAUCUUCACAACCUUUAUCACAACGCCUAUAGUUAUAGCGGUAUAUAAACCAGCUAAACAAGCGAUUAGUGCUGAUUAUAAGCACAGAACAAUUGAGAGAAAGGACCCAGAUACUCAGCUUCGAAUUUUGGCAUGUUUCCAUAGUUCUUUGAACAUUCCGACAAUGAUCAAUCUCAUUGAGGCUUCACGUGGAACUGAGAAGAGGCAAGGACUUUGUGUCUAUGCACUGCACCUUAUGGAGCUUUCUGAGAGGACAUCUGCAAUCCUUAUGGUCCAUAAGGCGAGAAAGAAUGGACUACCCUUUUGGAAUAAGUUGCAGCAGUCUGAUGACAACCAAGUAGUUGUUGCUUUUGAGGCUUUUAGGCAGCUGAACCGUGUGUUUAUUCGUCCAAUGACAGCAAUCUCAGCAAUGCAUGACAUGCACGAGGAUAUCUGCACAAGUGCUGAAAUGAAAAGGGCUGCAAUCAUAAUUCUCCCGUUCCACAAGCAUCAGAGGUUGGACGGGACAUUGGAGACAACUAGAAAUGAAUUUCGUUGGGUCAAUAUGAGGGUUCUUGAGCACGCUCCAUGCUCAGUUGGAAUUUUGCUGGAUCGUGGGUUGGGUGGAAGCACACAUGUAUCUGCAAGCAAUGUUUCCUCCACUGUAACAGUCUUAUUUUUUGGUGGACAUGAUGAUCGUGAAGCCCUUGCUUAUGGAGCAAGAAUGGCUGAGCACCCUGGAGUCAGUUUAAUUGUCAUUCACUUCACAGCAAGCAAUGAUAUCUUGCGGCAGAUGGUCAAAAUUGAUAUAACGGGGGAAUUCAGUAAUUCAUCUGAUUCAGCCGAUAAAACAUUUCUAGCUAUCUUCAAGAAGAAUUCAGAUGACGACUCUGUCAAAUUUGAAGAGAGAGAAGUGAAUAGUGCUAAAGAAAUUGUUGAAGUAGUUAAGGCGUUCAGUCGGUGCAAUCUGUUCGUUGUAGGUCGAAUGCCUGAGGGUCCUGUAGCUGCAACUUUGACUGAAAAGGUUGAAUGGCCUGAACUGGGUCCUGUGGGCAACCUCCUGACUUCUCAUGAUUUUUCAACUUCAGCAUCUGUCCUGGUGGUGCAGCAAUAUAAUAGUCCAACAUCUCAACUCACUUCUGGCAGCUCCACAAUGAUUGCAGAGCUGCGUGGGGAUGAUGCAGAAGCUGGGUAGAUUGGCUUCAAGCCAAAAUGUUCCCCAUACGUGCAAGUUUCAAUAUAUAUCUAAAUAAGAAAUGAAGUUAAUGAUGACCGCUUACAAUAUGUUUGAAAGAAGUUAAAUUAAGGCCCAACACCUUAAUAAGACCUUCAAGUUUAACUUAGUA